GGUAUUAUUGCGACAAGCAUCGGUUCUGAUAUUGAAAAACAAGCAUGUGGCGUUGGUGUACAGUGGUGCCGGCCUGCACACGAUACGCGUUUCGUUUUAACUGCGCGGAAACAUCGUUUGGUCUACUUGUACAGGGACUACAUAUAUAUUCAUGUUUCGGGCAAGUUCCAGCAAAGUUCGGCAACCGUAGCAAUCAUCUAGAAUGUGUUGGAAUAAAAAUAUAUAAACUGAGUACAGCUUGACCCGGUUGCAGGUCUCCUCCACCUCCCUACGUCUCAUUGUUCCCAAGCAAGUGAUUCGAUAAAUCUCCAUCAGUCCAUCUAUCUAUAUCAUGCAAGAGCAAGAAACAGCAGAGCCUUGCCUCGUCUAGCACCGGGCAUGCAUCUUCCCUGCUUCGUUCAGUUUCUGCACCUCCUCAUCCCCGUGCUUGUCCUCCUAUCUGUCUCUGCUGACACUGGAGACGCUGCCACUGUUGAUCACGGCGAGUUCAUCUACGAUGGUUUCUCUGAUAGCAACCUGACCGUUGAUGGUUCAGCAACUGUCUUCGACGGCCUCUUAAGCCUAACCAGCUGGUUUCCCUAACUUAAAGGUCACGGUUUCUACCCCUACCCUCUCAAUUUCACAGAUGUUUCAAAUGGCUCCUCACUGGCAUCUUUCUCCACAACAUUUAUCUUCUCCAUCAUGAGGCCUUACACUAACUUGAGUGGCCAGGGUCUUGCAUUUGUGCUUCGUUCCACCAAAGACUUCUCUGACGCCUUCCUUUCCCAGUAUCUUGGCCUUGUCAAUUCCACAAAUUAUGGCAACGCAACAAAUCAUCUCCUUGCUAUCGAGCUUGGUACCAUAAUGAACAAUGAGUUCGAUGACAUUGACGACAACCACAUAGGGAUUGACAACUUUUCAAAUUAUGGCAACUUUUCAAAUCAUCUUCUUGCUAUCGAAGUAAAGAAAGCUUGACCGGGCACCAGUCUAGCAAAGUUGGGUAACCAGUCAGAGCUGCAGUCAAGUAAAGAAAGCUUGACCAGGCGCCAGUCUCCGGCCGGCCCCCUACAUAAUUCAAUUGUGUGGAUUAUUGUAGAUACGACAUACAGUAUUAGCUUUCCAUCAUCAUCCUUGCUUUAGUUUAUAGCUAUUAUGCUCACCAGGUCAAGCUUUACUUGCUUCCAGACACUCUCCAUCGAUAUUGUGGACAAGAGAACGAAGCAGCUUUGGUUUGCCUCGCCUCUCUAGCUAAUAUGCAUCGCCCUUGCUUGCUGCACCUGCAGCAUCUCCUCAUCCCACUGCUCCUGCUGCUGCUGUCUGCCUCUUCCACUGGCGCCUCUGUUGGUCAUGGUGAGUUCACCUUCGAUGGUUUCUUCGGUAAUGACCUAACCAUGGAUGGUGAAGCCUCAGUCUCUGAUGGUCUUCUGAGGCUAACCAGUGGGCAGAACCAGUCGCAAGGUCAUGCUUUCUACACUUACCCUCUCAAUUUCACAAGUGCCGGCGUCCCAACUAGCUCCUCCGUUCCGUCCUUCUCCACAACAUUUGUCUUCGCCAUCAUCCCGCAGUACCAAGACUUGAGUAGUCAUGGUCUUGCCUUUGUGCUUUCUUCCACCAAGGAGUUGUUUAGUGCCUUGCCUGGCCAGUUCUUGGGUCUUCUAAGUGAAUGGAAUUAUGGCAACUUUUCAAACCAUCUUCUUGCUAUCGAACUCGAUACCAUACUCAACAUGGAGUUCGAAGACAUCAACAACAACCACAUCGGGAUUGAUGUCAACUCCCUGAACUCCGUUGCCUCAGCGAGUGCAGGUUACUACGCCUCUGAUGGGGAGUUUCAUAAUUUGACCCUCUUCAGUACAGAGCCAAUGCAGGUGUGGGUGGACUACGAUAGCAAGCACAUCAUGCUAAAUGUCACAAUAGCGCCUUACUUCUUGUUCACCAAACCCAGCAGGCCACUCCUCUCGAUUGCAUACAAUCUUUCCUCGGUUUUGCCAACCACAACAGUGUAUGCUGGGUUUUCCUCAUCCACUGGCACACUUAACUGCAAGCAUUACAUUCUUGGCUGGAGCUUCAAGCUCAAUGGAGACGCUGCACCACUCAACUACUCCGCCUUAUCUCUCAAGGCUAUCCAAGAACUCGCGCAGCAAGUCCAUGCUCGCCCACACAGCAGCUUCAAGGCAACACUAUGCAUAGUUCUCUUACCAAUUGUUGCAAUUUCCAUACUUGUUUCUGCUGCUCUUGCUAAGGUCUACAUGAAGAGGCAAUUGCAAGCAAGGAAAACUGAACUAGAAUGGCAGAGAGAGUAUGGGCCUCCGUCUUUCACAUACAAAGAUCUGUUGGCUGCCACCAAUGGAUUUAAGGAUAAGAUGCUUCUUGGCAAAGGAGGCUUUGGGGGUGUCUACAAAGGAGUGCUGCCUGUCUCCAAACAGACAGUUGCUAUUAAGCGGGUGUCGCCAGAUUCAAAGCAAGGAAUGAAGGAGUUCAUGGCUGAGAUCGUCAUCCUUGGUCAUCUGCGCCACCGCAAUCUUGUGCAGCUGAUUGGGUACUGUCGCCAUAAGCAACAACUCCUUUUGGUCUAUGACUACAUGCCUAAUGGAAGCCUUGAUUGCUACUUGCACACUGAAGAUCACAACACCACCAAUCUAUGUUGGGCUCAAAGGUUCCACAUCAUCAAAGGUAUAGCAUCUGGUCUCUUCUACCUCCAUGAGGAUUGGGAGCAGGUCGUCAUCCACCGAGACAUCAAAACCAGCAAUGUCCUCCUUGACAGUGAGAUGAAUGCAAGGCUAGGUGAUUUUGGCCUCGCACGGUCACAUGAUCAUGGAGCUGACGCUCACACCACACGUGUGGCAGGCACAUGGGGUUACAUUGCUCCUGAGCUGGCCCGGCUUGGUAAGGCAACCAAAGCAACUGAUGUAUUUGCUCUCGGUGUGCUGAUGAUGGAGGUCACUUGUGGAAAACGACCAAUCUGGGUGAAUAACCAUGGGGAGCCCCUUGCACUGGGAGACUGGGUGCUUGAGGCAUGGAAAAGUGGUUUAAUUACCCAUGCCGUCGAUCCAAGACUAGACGAUUACGUGGAGGCAGAGAUAGAGCUAGUCCUGAAGCUUGGCUUGCUCUGUUCACACCCGUCACCAAAUGUGAGGCCUUGCAUGCGCCUUGUCAUGCAGUACCUGCAAAGGGAUGCACAUCUCCCAUCAGACUUGGAGCUCAAUGGUUUGCUGAACAUUGGUUCCGUCCAGGAUGAAAUGCACAAUCAGCAUGCCAUGUCAUGUUCAGCAACUGUUAUAACCGAUCUUUCAAAAGGAAGGUGACACUGCUGUGCUAGUGGGUGAUAACCAUCUACAAUAAUGUGUUCUUGCUUAGUGUUGGUACUGCACAACGGCUUAUGUAAUAUGCUGCUCUUCAGUGGAGUUUCAGUUUGGAGCAUGUAGCAAAUCCCAUGAUGUCAUUGACUUACUAUGAAAAUGUUUCUUUUGAGAUUAUUCAGCUA
Sorghum bicolor (sorghum) is the source of this 3460-nucleotide messenger RNA. RefSeq names its product L-type lectin-domain containing receptor kinase IV.4. The transcript has a single exon. Bases 1233 to 3281 code for a protein of 682 amino acids. Gene Ontology annotation, cellular component: plasma membrane. Gene Ontology annotation, molecular function: carbohydrate binding; protein kinase activity; ATP binding. The record is from RefSeq and is a predicted model, not a curated record. Lineage: Eukaryota; Viridiplantae; Streptophyta; Magnoliopsida; Poales; Poaceae. Gene Ontology annotation, biological process: protein phosphorylation.